Molecule: messenger RNA, 1180 nt
Organism: Eubalaena glacialis (North Atlantic right whale)
Lineage: Eukaryota; Metazoa; Chordata; Mammalia; Artiodactyla; Balaenidae
Gene: BPHL
Product: biphenyl hydrolase like
Exons: 7
Coding region: 14-904 (296 amino acids)
Source: RefSeq, a predicted model, not a curated record
GCGACCAGUGACCAUGGCGGCGGCGGCGGCGGCGGCGGUGCAGGGCAGGUGGGGCGCGCGGCGGCUGCGGCUCCUCCUCUCCACGCUGAAGCCCGGGAGCCACGUUCCCCUGACCGAGCCCCUGGCUGCGUUCAGCUCCUCUGUGACCUCCACCAAAGUGGCUGUGAACGGCGUCCACCUGCACUGUCUGCGGACUGGAGGCGGAGAGCACGCGGUCCUGCUGCUUCCGGGAAUGUUGGGAAGUGGAGAGACUGAUUUUGGACCUCAGAUUGAGAAGCUGAAUAAGAAGCUCUUCACGGUGGUCGCCUGGGAUCCCCGAGGGUACGGACAUUCCAGACCCCCAGAUCGAGAUUUCCCAGUAGAAUUUUUUGAAAGGGAUGCAAAAGAUGCUGUUGAUUUGAUGAAGAUGCUGAAGUUUAAGAAGGUCUCUUUGCUGGGGUGGAGUGAUGGUGGGAUAACAGCCCUCAUUGCAGCUGCAAGAUACCCAUCCUACAUCAACAAGAUGGUGAUCUGGGGGGCCAACGCCUACGUGACCGACCAGGACGAGGAGAUUUAUCGGGGUAUCCGAGACGUGUCUAAAUGGAGUGAGAGAACAAGAAAGCCUCUGGAAGCCCUCUAUGGGUUCGACUACUUUGCCAGAACCUGUGAAAAGUGGGUGGAUGGCAUAAAACAGUUUAAGCAUCUUCCAGAUGGUAACAUCUGUCGGCACCUGCUGCCCCUGGUUCAGUGCCCCACCCUAAUCGUGCACGGUGAGAAGGAUCCUCUGGUCCCGAGUUUCCAUGCCGACUUCAUACACAGGCACGUGAAGGGGUCACGGUUGCAUCUGAUGCCAGAAGGCAAGCACAACCUGCAUUUACGUUUUGCAGAUGAAUUCAACAAGUUAGUGGAAGACUUCCUACAGUGACAGUGUCCCCGAGGACAUGUGACCUGUGAAUCCUGAGCCUGGGGCUUGAGCCUGGUGCUGCCUUUGAAACCCGCCUGCGGGUCACCCCCCAGUUCACCUGCCUUCCCAGGCUCCCCCGUGCCUCCCCACAAACUGCUCCUAAUCCAACAGCAAUAAUGACAUAUUAUAAGCAUCCUCUAGCUUUCAUAGCUACAAAAAUUAAACCUGAUUUUUCAAUGUUGUUGUGAAUUUCUGACCAUUGUCUUAAAAAAUAAAUUGGUAUCAUGAUUUACUUUA